Bactrocera neohumeralis is the source of this 988-nucleotide messenger RNA. RefSeq names its product piggyBac transposable element-derived protein 2-like. The record is from RefSeq and is a predicted model, not a curated record. Bases 281 to 988 code for a protein of 235 amino acids. NCBI's taxonomy places the organism in Eukaryota, Metazoa, Arthropoda, Insecta, Diptera, Tephritidae. The transcript is spliced from 2 exons.
CUUUGACGACCACGGGGACACCGGUGUCCCAAAUAGAAAUAAUACAAUAAAACAGUAAUUAAAAAACUUAUUUUAUCUUUUUGUUAUUUUAUCUUAUAGUUUUUGAACGUACGUUUUUCAUUUUAUAUGCUGGCAACACAAAAAAAAUAUCGUUCUUUGUCUAUGGCUAUCGAAAACUGAGACUUCGUUAAGCGCGCGAAUCGAGUAUUUUGUAACAGUACAUAAAAGGUGUAAAACUAUUUUUUAAGAAUUUACAGUGUGAAAUAAUCAUAGCCUGAUUAUGUUUCGCAAAGGACGCGGCCUUUUCGAACUUAAAGAAAAUGAAGUGCAACAGAUUUUGAUGGCUGAUAACAGUGACGAAGAGGACAAUUUACUGCUUGACGAAGAGGAUCAAAGGCUUUUGACUCAGGAUGAUGAUCAAGGGAUUGUGGACGUGGAAAUUGACGGUACGAUAACUGAACAUACUGACUCAACAAGACCUGAGCCUUCCACAUCAGCACCUGUAAACGAAGCACAGCAUCAACCCGUCUUCAAGUGGAAUUCGAGAACAUACGCACCAAAUGUUUUUCGUGAUGUGGAAUACGACUUCGGGAAAGUGCAAAUCUGUCAAGAAGCUGAAAAUGGACUAUUGACUCCCUUUGAUAUAUUUUGUUCAGCGACAAAUUUUUAUAAUUUAGUGCAAUAUAUAGUACCGGAGUCAAUACAAUAUGCUCAUCAAAAUGGACGGGAGUUUACUAUUGAUCUCGAAGAAAUGAAAGCAUUUCUUGGGAUGAAUGUAGUCAUGGGCUAUCAUAUCUUGCCAUCAUUGAGGGACUACUGGUCUACAGAACCAGACAUGGCAGUACAAUUCAUAUCGAAUGUUAUGCCAAGGGCUCGAUUUGAAGACAUUCGCCGGAACCUACAUUUCUGUAACAACGAAGCGGUAAGAGACACAACUAGCUCUAAUUAUGAUAGGGCAUACAAAGUUCGGCCAAUAAUAACACAGUAA